Molecule: messenger RNA, 5823 nt
Organism: Cladocopium goreaui
Lineage: Eukaryota; Dinophyceae; Suessiales; Symbiodiniaceae
Source: the annotation of a GenBank genome assembly
AUGGCGGCCGCCCAGGAAAUCCCUGAACUGGAGCGCUAUCGUUCGCUCCUUCGUAUGUCACCUCAGGCUGUCCUUGGUCUAGUUCUUGAGGGGAUUAAGACUAAUUGGUGGGGGCUGGCUUGCCCGCAUCAUUGCACCCAACCUUCGGGUGGAUCUCUGGACUUGCCUCCACCCUCGCUUUGGUCUGGUGGCUGUCUGGGUUUUGGUGUGGUCCUGGCUCUGACAUUGUGCGUGGCUCCUCGGUCCGUCUGGCCUCUCGUGCCCGUGUCCUUGCGUCCUACUUGCAUGAGCCAACCCUCCUCCAACCACGACGUCGGGAUUGAACUCCAUAUAUCCCUACCUGAGGGUAUCCAGGUCACUGUGCGGGCCCCUACCUCUUCUGCUGGUGUUGCUGCUGACCUGUUGGGCUACAUCUCUCUCUUCCAGGCCUCUGCACCGUCGGUUCGGUCGGAUCGCUCCUUCGAGGUUGUGUCUUCUGUGGCUGAGUCUGUGCGGAAUUCCCCUCCUAGGGAGCGUCCUGUGGAAUCAAGGGACUCUAUCCUGCGAUCCUUUGCUGGCUGCCCAUCUCGCUUGUUUGUGCACAGCCCUCGUUUGUGUGGGUCAACACUGUCGGGUAAGGACCGGGUUGCUCGUGCUUGGCUGGCUGGUCAGUGGGCUGGUGCCGUCCGAAGUGGCCGCAUCGGCAAUCCCAACAGGACACCUGCCAUCGACCUUAGGUCGCGCUUCUACGCAGUUCUCAGGGCUCCUGGACUUGCAGGCCCGACCAUCUUCAGGUCUUCAGCCAGCUACUGGCGCUGUGUUGGAAAUUUGGAAGAGAGCUCAGCAAUCUCCCAGUCUUUCCCUAGCGAGGUUGAGGCCCGGAUCUACUUGGAGGCAGCAGGGGAGACCGACAUCGAGUUUGUGGAAUCCCUGACCUUGGACUCUUUGGUCACGCUCCAGUCGGAUGUAGAACCCUAUGUUUUGGAUUGGCCCGCCGCAGAGCCUGGUUCUGUAGCCGAAGCCCUAGUGCUGGUGACCCAUAUAAGGCCAGGUGGAUUUUUGGCCGCGGUCCCAGUUGGAUUUAUCCCAGAAGAAGUUCUCGCCGUUGGCAACUCUUCCCAGCGCCCCGGUCCUGUUGGUCCUUCGACCGUCAUCGUUGUUCCUGGUUCCAUGCUCGACAACGGUACCCUUGUUCCGGUCGGUUCCCCAGUGUCCGUGGUGGUUGUGGAUUUUUCCCAAGAUGUUCUUCCUCAGUUGCAUCCUCUGCCAGUUGCUUCCGACCUUCACUUCACCUUCGACCCAGAUCAGCCAUAUGCUGUGCCAACUCCGCUGGAUUUGUUAAGUCGGAUUCAGGAAUGGUUGGAGGCGGGAGGAGACAGUGGACUGGGCUAUGCAACAGCUGGAGGGGAGGACAUAGAUGGAGUACCCCUAGAGGAGGAGGAUUUUGCAGACGCAACACCCGGAUCCCCCCUUUCGGCAGUGCCAAAGCUUCCAACAAAAAGCCGCAAGGCAAAACCCACAGUGCCUGGGCCAGGGCGGCCUACCAGUGCAGAAAAACGCCCUACGGUGGCGAGCCUCGCAUCAUCUCUUCAGGAGCUGAUCCAGGUAAACUCAGGCCUCACUCAGCAGAUACAAAGCCUCUCCCUGCGGCAGCAGCAGCUCGAGAGACGAGCUACCCCGCCUCCUCAGACACUUGCCACUCCUCAAACUCUCUUGAGCCAGCCUUUGUCAUCUGCCCUGGUCUCCCAAUCCCAUCAGCCCUCCGCAGUUGCGAAAGCCAUCGGAACCCCCCCCAGGACUUCCGCUGGCCUGACUCCGGGUCUUUUGAGGUCUCCUUUGAUCCAGCCCCCAGAGCUAACGGAGUUGGAGGAGGAAAAGCUGGAGCAUCCCCCGUCUACCUCGCGCGCUCACAGCUCUUGUCAGUCAGAUAGCCAGUCAGAGCUCCGACCCUCUCUUGGACUUGGGGGGAGGGAGUUUUGGGGCAAGCACCCGGGGGGCUCAGGGGAGGGCAAAGCUACAGGCGGAGCUUGCAGCCCAGAGAGGAAGCUUCUUCUCUUCGGUGCUCACUGCCAUGGCCAGGCGCAUGCAGCCAACCAGCUCAGCAGAAGGGACCCCGGAGGAGCUCAUGGCCAAGGGGGUAUCGGGCAGCAGGUACUUGGAGAGGUUCGGAGGCUUUGGCAAGCACAGGGAGCUAGGUUGCCUCCAACACCAGGUGAUGACAAUCAUGGACUUUUUGCAGGUGGGAAACUUGCAAGCAGCAAGGGACUCCACGGCCUUGCUGGCGGUCACCAUAGACCAGGCGGCAUUAGACAACGGCAGAUUCGACUUAGCCAAUGUCUUAUGUCUCCAAGAGGAGCCACCCAGCACGGUUUUCAGCCACAAGCCUGCAAACGUCCUCUCAAGGACUCGGGCCUUCACUCCAUUGGCCAGUCAGCAAUGGAUUACGGUGGCUCUGGCAUAUAUAAAAGAAUUGGAUGUCAUCACGACCAAGAGGUUGGAGUUGUCUUCACAAACAAAGCAAAACACGUUCGCAGCCAGCUCAGCACCCCCCGACAAUCCCCGGCCAAAGCCCAAUCCAAAGAGAAAAGGGAAGGCGGGAGGAAAAUGGGGCAGCAGUGCUCCGGCCCAACAACAGGAGCCAGAGGACUGAAGUGGCAUAUGAAGGUUCCCUAUGAACCUGAAGGUGGGGGCGGGCCGGUGUCAAACCCCCUCACUUCUCAGGUCACGUUUCUCCAGUGGAUGACCUGCCUUCCACGUUGGAUUUUGCAGACCCGCACAAAGCUUGCGUCUUGUCUUGCUCGUUCUUUUGCCAUCCUGCGCCGAUCUUCCGAGACGGCUUCCGCACUCUUUCCCCUGCCCCUGCCAUCUCUUGAUUGCUUCCGUGGUAGUGGCCCUGGUUUGUCUUGUCGCCGCCUCAAGUCCGUGUGCCGUGAUCGUCUGCUUAACAUUUGGACUUUGGUACUGGACUUUUUGUUCCUUGGUAGGUGGCCCAGCAAUGAUGAGCUCAGGAGACGUCCUUCCAAUGCCCAGGAAAAGGUUUUUCAUCGCCUUAGGACGUUUUUGAGUGCGUGUGGUGACACCCAGGAAAGUUUUGACCUUUGCCCCGGUAGAUCCAGCCCAGAAUUAGGUAGUGCAUUGUUUCACUUGGAGGCAUUUUGCCAAACUUGCCAGGACCUUAGUUCCGGUUACAUGGAGGCUGACACUUUGCCUUUCAAGCAACCAGGUCCACUUUUGUCGGUUGAGAAGCACCCUGAACUGCAGCCGUAUAGGUCCCUUGAUGCAUCGAGGCUCAAAAUUGUCGGAGAGGGAAAUUGGAAUAUGGAAGCAUACCUUGAUGGACCGCUGGGGCUGCUGUGUCUCAUGCCUGAUCCCAUUGCCCCUGGCCUUUUCAGUAGGGUUUUCAAUGCCUUCAAGGAUCGUGAUCGAGACAGACAAAUAGGUGAUAGACGUUUGCCUAACCUGUCAGAACACCAUGUCGAUGGGCCUUCGAAGCAACUGCCUCAAGGACCACAGCUGACCUCAGUAAGAGUCCCACGAUUCACUCAUUUGCUGAGAGGUUCUGUAACUGAUAGGAGGGAUUUUUAUCAUCAAGCCGCUGUCACGUUGGAAAGAGCCCAGAGCAACAUGCUGCCUUUUGCUUACCCCACCGAAGCUUUUGUUGGCACUCAGGCCUAUGCUGGCUUACUCGAGAGGUCAAACCUAAAGCCUCCCCGCGCUCGAGAGAUUGCAGGAGACCAGCUUGAUUGUCGCAAGCAUCGAAUCCUUGGGGGCUGCCCGGUCCCUAUUGGUAGGUGUUGGGAUGCAUUGGUGAUUGAUGACUAUUUUGCAUUUGGGAUUGAGCCCGUGAGUUCGCCUCCAGAGAAGUCCUUUGCCAUGCAUUCCUUAGCUGUUGCCAGAGGGGUCUACCAGAAAGAAGGCCUGAUGGGAUCUGAUGAAAAGGACGUAGUUGCUCAACCAGUCUUUAAAGCAGCCGGAGCUGAAGUUAGGUCUUCCGAGAAAAAUGCUCGCUCCGGGGUGAUCCCUGUCGGUGCACCUUUCUCCAAGAGAAUUGCCUUGUCGGUCUUGUCCCUCAGGUCUGCGGUCUUGCCAGGUACCUCAGCCCGUCUGGUGUCCCGUCUGGCUGGAAAUUGGGUGUCCGUUUUGCAGUAUCGGAAGUGUUUUUCUAGCCUCAUCGAUGGACUUUUUAAGCUGUCGAGCAAAAGCCUUGAAGAACCUAUGCAGUGCGUCCACAAGCUGCCUAGGAGCAUAGCCCAAGAAAUCACCAUGCUAGCAGUGAUGGCCCCUUUGAUUUUCAGCAAUGUGUCGGUCGAUUUCCUUGACCAUGCCUAUGCCACAGAUGCAUCUGUCCAGAAAGGUGCAAUCGUUUCCACUUCAAUGCCCGAGGAGGUUCAUGAGGUACUCUGGCAAUCAGCUGACAAGCGGGGGGCCUACACUCACCUUGACAAUGGCUUCCGAGGCCUCUUGAGACAGAUUGGUGAUGUUGACGAUGACCAGGACUUUCCUGGACCAUUGCCACUGGUUGAGCCUUUGUCGAAACAGCCACUGCUUUAUUUUGACUUUGUUGAGAUUUGUGGUGGUGCGGGAAAGGUUUCGAAAGCUGUCAGUAGUUUUGGUAGGUCAGUUGCCCCGGUUUUGGACUUAUCAAACAGCCGGCAUUACAAUCUGUCCUGCCUGCGCCUGACCGAGUGGAUCAUUUACAUGAUAGAGGAAAAUCGUUUCAGGUCCUUUUUGAUAGCACCACCAUGUACAAGUUUUUCACCUGCAGCACACCCCGCAGUGAGAAGUUACCGACAGCCUCUUGGCUUUGACCGUCAAAACCCAAAGACUUGGCUAGGGAAUCAGCUUGCAUUCCGAACCCUGCUCCUUUUGCGUGUUGGCAGGCGAUGCUUCAGACCUUGUGCAGCUGAGCAGAGCCGACUUAGCAAGAUGUGCUGGUUAGAUCUUUGGAAGGCCUUGUUGUCGCUUGGUUUUGACGAAGCGGUGAUAGCUUCAUGUGUUUUUGGCUCCAUCCACAGAAAGGAAUUCAGAUUUUUGGUUUUCUUACUGGAUGCAGUUUUCCUGACUCGGCGCUGCCCGGGUGGACAUGCACAUGUGAAGGUUGAAGGGUCCUACACAAAAGCCUCUGCCAUUUACGUCGAUGGACUUGCAUGGCACGUUGGGGAAGCCUUUCACAGAGCCCUUAAAGCCAUUGAAGCAAAGGAGUUGUUAGUACCUGACGUUCAGGGACAGGAAACGGUUUUGGCCAACGACGUCAUGGCUUCAAGUCGAUGGCACACUGUCAGAGCGUGGUUUUGGAAGCGUUGCUCACAUAUCAAUGUUCUUGAACUUGCCGCUGCCGUCUCUGUCCUAGGGUCUGUUGCUCAGUCCAGAUCGUCCGUCAGGUUUGCCAGCUUCUUGGACUCGUCUGUCUGCCGAGGUGCCUUGGCCAAAGGAAGAUCCGCUUCCUAUGCUCUGCAGCCCGGUCUCAAACGAGCUUGUGCCUGGUGUGUGGCUUUUGACUUAUACCCUGCCUGGCCGUUCUCUCCCACCAGACUGAACGUCGCAGACGAUCCUUCCAGAGGUACGGAGCCCAGACAGCCUGUUGCAUUGUCACUUGUCAGACAGGAUGGACUUAUGCUCAGUGCCUCUGUUGCCUCUGGACUCCGCCGUUUUACUGCCAACUGGUGUCGACUGUGCCUUUUGGUCUUGCUUACUCAACCGGCCCCAGCUCUUGGCUCCUCUGUGUAUCACUUUGGAUUUCAGUCAGAAUGGCCUGCCAAGCUCCUCUCGGUUUGUGCGUGGGUGGUGGUGACUGUCUUCUGCUCCUUGCUGUUGAGCUGUGGACUCUCUUUUGUCGUCCCCUAA